Rotaria socialis is the source of this 1158-nucleotide messenger RNA. Lineage: Eukaryota; Metazoa; Rotifera; Eurotatoria; Philodinida; Philodinidae. The record is from the annotation of a GenBank genome assembly.
AUGGAGGCAAACAAAGAUUCAGCACUACACUAUAUCGAACUUGCGGAAAAGUCAAUACUUGCUAAUGAUAAUGAACGAGCUCUUCGAUAUCUUUCGAAAUCUGAAAAUCUUUUUCCAACGCAAAAAGCCAAAGAUCUCAUAGAGCGGCUGAUGUAUGCUAAUUCUCAUUCAACAUCAACUAGUCAUAAUAAAACAAAAGACUCUACAUCAACAUCUUCACGUGAUGAAGAAGCAACAACUAAUGGCGAAUCAUCAAGUACAAAACAUAGAACAACAACGCAUACAAAUUCAUCAUCAUCCAAUGACUUUACUCCGGAAGAAGCGCAAGCUGUACGGAAAAUCAAAACAUGCAAAGAUUUAUACGAAAUUCUCGGUGUUAGUAAAUCAGCAACUGAAGCAGAUCUAAAAAAAGCUUAUCGUAAAUUAGCCCUUCAAUUUCAUCCCGACAAAUGUAAAGCGCCGGGUGCUACAGAUGCUUUUAAAGCUAUUGGUAAAGCUUUUUCAAUUUUAAGCGACUCUAAAAAACGUGAACAGUACGAUCAAUAUGGUCACGCUAUGGAACCACAAUAUCAUCGGGGUAGUACCAAUGGUACACGUGGCUCACAGAAUUAUUAUUAUUAUGAAGAUGAUGACGAUUUUUCAGCUGAAGAAAUUUUCAAUCUUUUCUUCGGAUAUUCGGGGCCAACAACGCGUACAUAUCGACGUCGUCAACAACAUCCAUUUCAAUUUACAACUCAUUCAACGCAUAAUGCUGCACAAAAUACUACACAUACACUGGCGCAACUAUUGCCUUAUUUAUUUCUAUUUCUUAUCUCAAUUAUUGGUACAUUUUUAGUCAGUGAACCUCAAUUUCAAUUGCACCGAACCGGAAAAUACACUAAUGCCCGUUUGACUCGUUUAUCAAAUAUUGAGUAUUAUGUUAAACCAGAUUUUCGGCCUCCAAAGACCAACAAUGAAUUAGAUAAAUUUGAAUCAUCAGUUGUCGAUGAAUAUCUAUCUGAUUUACGACAUCAAUGCUAUCGUGAACAACAAUACAAAGAAUCUAUGAUCUGGCGUGCACGAAUGAUGAAUGAUAAUCAAUUAUAUAAGCAAGCGCAAAACCAAGGUACACCUUCUUGUACUAAAUUGAAUGAUUUUGUACAACGUGGACGUGCGUAG